Molecule: messenger RNA, 1831 nt
Organism: Aphanomyces invadans
Lineage: Eukaryota; Oomycota; Saprolegniomycetes; Saprolegniales; Verrucalvaceae
Exons: 3
Coding region: 126-1796 (556 amino acids)
Biological process (GO): regulation of DNA-templated transcription
Cellular component (GO): nucleus
Molecular function (GO): DNA-binding transcription factor activity, RNA polymerase II-specific; RNA polymerase II cis-regulatory region sequence-specific DNA binding
Source: RefSeq, a predicted model, not a curated record
CCAACACGAUCCAGAAACGAAAUAGCCUCGUCGGGCGAUCACUCAAACCGACGGCGUAACAGCGGCUCAUAACGGCAGGGAAACGCUCCGAGCCAUCGUUCGUCGUGAACGAGAAGCGUAGCAACAUGUACACACAAAGCCAGUUGAGCCCCCGUGAUAUGCAAGGCCAAGGGCCAAUUCAGUCCUUCUCGGCUUCUGGGCAACAGCAACAGAACGAGCGCCAAAUGCAGGACCAGUUUCAAACGAUGUCGCAAGAUCAAGCCAAGAUGACAUCACACCACCAAGGGUACAACGGUCAAGCGUCGGAUCACCAUUCCCAGCAGCACGACAAUUGCAUGCAAGAGCACGGACAUUUGCAUGGCAUGAUGAACGACCAGCAACUUCAGUUGCAGCAAAACCACAUGCACGCACAACUCCAAGGAGAUCUACAAGGUCAAAUGCAGAGUCAAAUUCAACGACAAAUGCACGAACAAAUGCAAGAGCAGAUGCAGCGACAAAUGCAAAACCAAUUGUCGCCGUCGUCCAUGAUGCACGGUGGGCACUUGCAAAACCAGGCGUCGUCGUACUCGCACGCGAUGGUGCAUCCGCACAUUCCUGGAUUAAUUCCAGGGCAAAUGGGCCUCCAGUUAAAGAACCAACGAAGACAUCAUGGCAUGGUUGACAAGGGAAUGGACAACAUGCGCCUUCCCAUCGGGACCCAUGACAUGGGGGGCAUGAUGGAGGCUGACGAUUUGGAGAUGGAACAACGACUGCAUUCAGGGCUGGAUUACGACGAUGAUGACGAUGACGACGACGACGGCAAGAAGGGCAAGGGUGACGCAAACAGCAAGAAACCGUGGACUCGCGAAGAAAAUGAAAAACUCAUGCUGUUGGUCAAACAAUACGGGGCCAAGCGGUGGUCACUCAUUGCGAUGCAUUUGCCUGGUCGUGUCGGCAAGCAAUGCCGCGAGCGGUGGCACAACCAUUUGAAUCCCGCCGUCCGCAAAGAUGCUUGGACUGCUGAGGAAGACUACGUGAUAUUUGAGUGCCACAAAAACGUGGGCAACCAGUGGGCCGAAAUUUCCAAGAUGCUACCAGGGCGCACAGAUAACGCGAUCAAGAACAGAUACUAUUCGACAAUGCGAAGGAUGCAGCGUCAGUCGCUCCGGAAGAAAGGUGGCGGUGGCAUCUCGACAGGAGCGCGGGAUACCAAGCCUCGAUCCCAAUCCAUGGUGACAUCGUCCCCCACGAAUGAAGACAACUCGAGGCACAUGUUCCCACGCGGCAAGCAGUUUCAGAAGCUCGUGUUGUCUGCUCACGGCGACAAGGUCGACAGCAAUUUCUUUUCAGACUACGACCAAGUCAUGCAACGACAGCAGCCGCAUGGAGUCAUGGAAUUCGGGACUCCGUCCUUGUCCAGUUCGAUUCCCGGAUUUCCGUCGGAAUACAACCAAAACGGGUCGUUCUCGUACGAUGGCACCCUGCGCCGACACUCGUCAACAUCGGAUGCCCCCCACAUGAACAUGUACCAACACCCGCCCAUGCACUUGUCUCCAACAGCAUCCUCAUAUGACAAUCAACGAGAGGAGACUGACGAGGACAAGAGGCAACAGCACGACGGAUUGGGUGGUGGCAACCACCACAACACAAUAGAUGAUAAGCCGCGCCAUCCGUCGGUCAACGCUCGACUGUUCGCCACGGCGUUGCCGGCGCAAGUGAGCGGAAACAAUGGCGGACUCUCGUCUUUAGAGCCAUUGAAGGACAACAAAGUUGUAGGAUUUGACUCGAUUGCGGAGACCCAAGAAGUUUACAUAUAAAUUUACUUGAUGAUGUGUGCGUUGAUCAUGAGCCA